CUGGUGACAAGGACCCCUCGCCCUCCCGUCGGGGCCUUUGUCACCGACAGCAGGGCCGACAUGUGCCUAUGACCAUGGAGAUGAAGGACUCUGGCAGCGUGGUCCUGACAGCUUACCAUCCCCACAGCCCGGCCAGGAUCCCAGGCAUGGAGCAGAGCUUUGUGCAGGACAUCCCUCCCAGCCAUUCGCCCACCAGCAGAAAGUCUCUCUCUCGGUGUCGAAGACUUAACAGGAUGCUUUCCAGUGAGUCCACACCUCCUCCUGCAUUCAGUCGCUCCAACUCACAGGCCUCCAUGGACAGCACCUCCAUGGAGGACUUCUGGUGUGAAGUGGAGAGCAUCAAGGAGAGCAGUGAAGAUGGAUCUGAAGAAGCAACGCUCUUGGAAUUUAAACCUGCUGAUGAAGGGGAGCUGGAGGCAGAAUGGCUGCAAGACGUAGGUUUGUCUACAUUGAUCUCGGGAGCUGAAGAGGAGGACGGCCAAGCCCUGCUGUCCACGCUGACCCGAACUCAAGCUGCCGCUGUACAGAAGAGGUACAACACUUACACUCAGACCCUGAGGAAGAAGAACAAGCACACAGUGCGGGAUGUGAGAGACAUCUUUGGUACCAAUGACUCUUCUACCACAUUUGAGACAGUUCCAGUGUCACCAGUUCCUUCUAAUGGUAUCCAGCUUCCUGGGCAGAAGCCAGUUUGGAAAUCAGUUAGCUCUAAUAGUUGUCUAGACUGUGGACUAGACAAAGGCAGCCCAUCCGUAACAGAAGAGCUCUCCUAUGAGGUCUCUUUCUCAGAAUCCAUUACAGUCCUUCCAAAAAACCAAGAAUGGCCAAAAAACCAGAGGUUCAAAAAGGAAGACUCUGCUUUACCUAAAUUCAUAGUUCGGAAAAGCCGGUUUGGGCUGACAGAAGUUGGAGACCUCUCUCCUGAAGACAUGAAGAAGAUCCGCUACCUCUCCCUGAUUGAGCUAACUGCCUUCUACGACGCCCUGGGGGUGGAGCUGAAGAGGAACCGUGUGGAGAGGGUGCGGGGACGAGAAAAUGGUCUGUUUGGAGUCCCUCUCACCAUACUGCUGGAGAAUGAUCAAAAGAAGGUUCCUGGAAUAAAAGUUCCCCUCAUCUUCCAAAAAUUACUGCUCAAGCUUGAGGAAACAGGUUUAGAAACUGAAGGAAUUCUACGAGUGCCUGGAUCUGCCUCCAGAGUCAAGAAUCUCCAUCAAGAGCUUGAGGCAAAAUUUUAUGAAGACACUUUUGACUGGGACCAAGUACGAAAUAACGAUGCAGCAGGACUGCUGAAAAUGUUUAUAAGGGAACUCCCAAGCCCCCUUUUCACAGUAGAGUAUCUGCCUGCUUUCAUCACACUAGUGGAAAAAAUCUCCAAGAUCAAGUUACAGCUGCAAGCUUUGCAUCUGUUGAUCAUGCUGCUGCCUGAAGCUAACAGAGACACAGCAAAGGCCUUUCUUCAGUUCCUGAAGAAGGUGGUUGCUAAUGAGGGGAAAAACAAAAUGAACUUGUGGAAUGUUUCUAUGAUUGUUGCACCAAACCUCUUCAUCUACAAAGGGAAGCGUGCAAACCAACAAGAAAUGCAAGCAGCCGCCACCACAGCGCACAUUGUGAGGCUUUUAAUUCGGUACCAGGACAUCCUGUGGACAGUCCCAUCCUUUCUCAUCUCCCAGGUGAGAAAAAUGAAUGAGGCAGCAAUGAAUAACAGCAAGAGGCAGCUGAUGUUUGACAAAGGAGUGAGAAAACUUCUGAGGAGAAAGACCAUGGAACGGGAAAGACCUGAAAGACCAGAGGGAGCUGUCACUUUUCCCCCAUACCUGCAGUCCGACAUACCUGAGGGGGUGAUAAGAGUUUAUGCUCCACUGCAUUCAAAAGUCUCCAUGGCAAUUCAGCUCAACAGCCAAACAAAAGCCAAAGACAUCCUGGCUCGAUUCCACUGUGAAAACAGCCGCGGCUCAUCACAGAACAUGAGAGGCCAGAUCCAAAGUUUACAUGAAAUUGGAGGAAAUAUAGGUCAGCACUGCUUGGAUCCAGACGCUUACAUGUUAGAUGUUUACCGUGCAAAUCCUCAGGCAGAAUGGGUGAUAAAACCAAAAGCAAGCUGAAGCAGAAGGUCAUGGUGUGCUGGACAAAAGCCAAAUGAACAACAGCAAUGCCUGUCAUUUUAAGAAGCUCUUGACAGAGAUGAAACAAAGUGGUAGCUACAGGAGAUCAUUCCUUCCUACCAUACUGUCCAACUGAUGUUCGCCAUGUACUACUUUUGGUAUAAGCAUUAUCACUCCGGCUUCUGGACCAUCUGAAAAUAUCACAUCAGUUAUGCUUCAUAUGGGUUACACUUGUGCCAGGAGGCUCAGGAGUGAAGGAGGAUGGACCAAGGUACGGUGCACAGAAAACAACCUGUCACAUACUGAUUUGCUUGUUUCCUGACCUGGUGUUAGAACAUGAUUUUUUUUAAAGAAUCCAGUGGCAUCCAUGGAUGCAUGAAACACUACAGACCACGGCGUAAUGUAGAAGCAUCACAGAGACAUUCAAUAAGAGAAAGUAUCUGUCAAGCAUGGAAGAGAGGACCUCAACCUACAGCAGUGCCAAGAUGUAGCUGUGUGACAAAAUCAACCUUUCUGCUGAAAGCAAACCUGUACAGUGUGCAUUACUGCAAUAGAUAUGUCUCUUAGUCACUCCUCGUAAGUACCUGAUGGUGGAGGAGGGAGGGAGGCAGGAGGAAGAACUACUGUAUAGGCAGCUAUACUGCUUU
Apus apus (common swift) is the source of this 2749-nucleotide messenger RNA. It is a transcript of the gene ARHGAP28, whose product is annotated as Rho GTPase activating protein 28. Bases 69 to 2102 code for a protein of 677 amino acids. The record is from RefSeq and is a predicted model, not a curated record. Gene Ontology annotation, molecular function: GTPase activator activity. Gene Ontology annotation, biological process: signal transduction; regulation of small GTPase mediated signal transduction; negative regulation of stress fiber assembly. The transcript has 15 exons. Lineage: Eukaryota; Metazoa; Chordata; Aves; Apodiformes; Apodidae. Gene Ontology annotation, cellular component: cytoplasm.